This is a messenger RNA of Cajanus cajan (pigeon pea), 818 nucleotides long. RefSeq names its product Ribosomal protein L34. NCBI's taxonomy places the organism in Eukaryota, Viridiplantae, Streptophyta, Magnoliopsida, Fabales, Fabaceae. Gene Ontology annotation, biological process: translation. Gene Ontology annotation, molecular function: structural constituent of ribosome. The record is from RefSeq and is a predicted model, not a curated record. Gene Ontology annotation, cellular component: ribosome; mitochondrial large ribosomal subunit.
GGUCGGGUAAUAGAAACCCGAACUCGGAAAGAGGCAAAUCUGGGAUCCAUCAAGGUUGAGACUUGAGAGGUUGGAGAUUGGUUUAGGGUUUAGGAAGCAUCGCAUUGAGUGAAACAAUGGCGUCUCUGAGAAGUGGAGCUUCGUUGCUGAAUCGCCUUUCGAAAUCGCUUCUUCAUUCCAACAACCCUAAACCUCUAUUAUUCCCUUCUCUCUCUAAGCUUCCCGCUGCAAUUUCUCCCCAAAACGACGCCGAAUUUCCCCACCACCAACCCUUUCUCUACCCAUGCGGCCUCCCCUCUCUCCGCUUCUUCUUGCCUCAGGGGGAUGCUCCUUCGGCUGAUGAACCGAUGCUUUUAUUCCCCAAAAGGACAUUUCAACCUAGCCUUAUUAAACGAAAGAGGAACCAUGGGUUUUUUGCCCGGAAAGCAACCAAGGGUGGCAGAAAAGUAAUUGCUCGAAGAAUAGCCAAGGGCCGGUUUAGGAUUACAGCUUAGUGUCCUAUUGCUUUGACAUUGGAGCUAAAUAUUCAAUCUAGAAACUUAGUGCACUUCAUGUUAAGAGCCUUGUGUUUUUCUUUUGGUUUGGUUGGGGUGGGAGAGUGGAGUUGUUCUGACUCCGAGUAAAGUCUGCAAUGGGCAAUUUUUCAGGCAACUUUUGUGUGUGGAUAUGUUAAACAUUCAGUAUAUUGUCUAUUUGAAAUUCUCGUCAGUAGUUGCAAUAAUUUGCGUCUCUAGUAUUAAUUUUAUGUCGAGUACCGCAGAAUAAUCUAGCUUACUGGAUUGUAAAGAAACUUGUAGCUUUGUGCUUUUUAAUGUCCU